Messenger RNA from Symbiodinium pilosum, 918 nucleotides. NCBI's taxonomy places the organism in Eukaryota, Dinophyceae, Suessiales, Symbiodiniaceae. The record is from the annotation of a GenBank genome assembly.
GCAGCGGCUGACCGUGCGCCUUUUGCCAAGGUGGUGAAGGGGCACCUCAAGCUGCACUUGCUGGUCCUGUCCCACAUGUAUCGGGCAGCGCAUGGAACAAAGCACGAGGCCAAGCUGCGCCAGAUCUUAGAGGGCAAGGCGCAACGCGCAGCUGCCUCGCUCCUUCCGGACAUCAUCCUGCUGAGUGGUGGGUCUGAGGACAAUGAAACCGAGGCUCUUCUCACGCAAGCGGCUUUCUCCAAUGAUUUGCUGCCUAUGUCAACGCAGACGGAAUGUUCGAUGGAUUGGAAGAUGGAACUUCAAGACCUUGUUACCUGCCUUUGGCUGCCUCUGGUCACUGCACGGUCUCCGAAGCAAAUUCAUCCUGGCAAUGGUCUGAUGCAAACUUACGCCCUCAAGCUGCCACCGUUCACUGAGAAAGUCAAGGGAUCUCUGACGAGCUCGUUCACUCGGUCCUUGGAAUUUGGGUUGGUGGCUGAGACGGACGUGUUCACGUUCGGUACUCAGAGAAGCGAUGGGACGGUUGACCUAAGCUGCAACCAGACGGACUUCAUGUUCAGGGUGCAGCAAGAGGUCAAGCUCAAAUCUUCCGGGCAGCGAUUUAAGCUCCUAGCCGGCGGCAGCAACGGCAAGGAAAUAAUUCGGGGAGCUUGCGGACACAAUCCGGACCUGCAGCAGUAUUUCACCUUCACGACGCCAGGACUCUGCACCGCUUAUGUCGGCUUGGGCAAGCUCCGUGGGCACGCGGGAACGGUUGGGGCACUUGUCGAGGCUGAAAUUGAGGCAGCGAGUGAGCAGAUGCCCAUGAAGGGCCACCUGCGUGUUCGGGUUGCAAAUAGCACUUGCCACCUGGCGCACCUGUGGAGCUGGUCAAGCACCCAGUAUGAGAAGAUUGACUUCCGGUACGCGCCGGACUAG